This is a messenger RNA of Fragaria vesca subsp. vesca, 396 nucleotides long. RefSeq names its product glyceraldehyde-3-phosphate dehydrogenase-like. The record is from RefSeq and is a predicted model, not a curated record. NCBI's taxonomy places the organism in Eukaryota, Viridiplantae, Streptophyta, Magnoliopsida, Rosales, Rosaceae. The transcript is spliced from 4 exons. The coding region runs from base 1 to 396 and encodes 131 amino acids.
AUGGCCAAGAUCAAGAUUGUCAUAAAUGGGUUUGGAAGAAUCGGCCGCUCGGUGACUAGGGUUGCUCUACAAAGAGAUGAUAUCGAAAUCGUUGCUAUAAAUGAUCCUAAUAUCAACGCCAAGUAUAUGGUCUACAUGUUUAAGUACGACAGUGUUCACGGGAAGCACCAACAUGAACUUAAAAGAAAGUUGUUUAUGGUGGAUAGAUUUCAAAGGAAUGGGCAGCUGGUUGUAUACGACCUGAGUACGCAAAAGGGGACAAUCUAUCAUGUUGGGAACGUUGACCGUGUUUCUGCCUGUUCAGAGAGUUUAGUUUUGGUGAUAGAUGAUGUACGAGAUGAGCAAAAUAUGAUGUUUAGUGUUAUUGAAGAUCAUCUAUCGGAUCCUUAUUAUUGA